AUGUCUGAAGAAGAAUCAAAUCAAAAGAAAGAGCAAAGUCAACCAGAGAAAGAAAAAAAUUGUUCAAUUGUGGAAAGAGUGGUACUCAAUAAAUCGGAGAAAGAAUUGCUAACGAAAGAGGAGUGGGCACAAAAAUGGCUCACAAUGGAGUUGUACGUCGAUCAACUUGAAGAAAGACUUUCAUCAAUGGAAGCGGAUAUAGUCAGUUUAAAAACUUCUGAAGAAAGAUGUAAGCAACAGAAUGCCGAGGCACUUCAGAGGGAAAAAAUAUUAAUGAGAAGAGUUGCGAAUAAAGAUCAAGAAAUUCAAGAUUAUGUGAAUCAAAUAGCAGAAUUAAAAGCUGGACAAGCUCCUGGAGCGGCAGCUCUCAGGUCAGCUCUUCUAGAUCCUGCAGUCAAUCUUUUACUACAUAGGCUAAGGCAAGAAAUAACUAGUUUAAAAACUCGGCUAGAAGAAACACAAAAUGAACUUAGUGCAUGGAAAUUUACACCGGAUAGUAAUACAGGAAAAAGGCUCAUGGCUAAGUGUAGGUUAUUAUAUCAAGAAAAUGAAGAGUUGGGAAGGGUGGUUUCCAGUGGUCGUUUAGCUAAAUUGGAGGGUGAUUUAGCAUUGCAAAAAAGUUUUAGCGAAGAAGUCAAAAAGUCUCAAUCAGAAUUAGAUGAAUUUUUGCAAGAUCUUGACGAAGAUGUAGAAGGAAUGCAAAGUACCAUUUACGUUUUACAACAGGAAUUGAGAAAAUCAAAGGAAGCGUUGAUGGAAUUGCAACAAAGGAAAGAAUUAUCAUCAUCGGGAAAUAGUAGUAACGAAUCUUUCAUAAAAGGCGGUGAUGAAAGUAACAACGGGACGGAAAGUGCCGAGUUUCGGACAAGAAACGAAUCGGAGAGAUUAACAAAUGGUAAUCAUAGUGUUUUGUGCAGUAGUCGAACUACAAAUCAAUCGAAUAAAGUGUUAGACUCACCAAAACCGGACUCGGAAAAAAAGAUUAGAACUACUACUAACAACCACGAGGAAGGUCAAAACGAAUUAACGAGUGAAUUAAAAAAAUUAGAUGAGGCUACCAACUUUGGGGAUGGUAGUAGGAUAGACAAUGAUGUGAAUAGUGUCAGAAAGAGGACGUUUGACGAAAGCAGCAACGAAAGUGAUAACAUUCAUCUCGUGAAGAAAAGCAGACGAAGCUCGGAAUUGUCAUUGGAUUACAAUGAAGAUGAACUGUGUUUAAUGAAUGGACUGUAA
Molecule: messenger RNA, 1233 nt
Organism: Pediculus humanus corporis (human body louse)
Lineage: Eukaryota; Metazoa; Arthropoda; Insecta; Psocodea; Pediculidae
Exons: 5
Coding region: 1-1233 (410 amino acids)
Biological process (GO): regulation of alternative mRNA splicing, via spliceosome
Cellular component (GO): nucleus
Source: RefSeq, a predicted model, not a curated record